AUGGUGAAAGACACUAAGUUCUACGAUCUUUUGGGCGUCUCGCCCCAAGCCAGCGAGAACGAGUUGAAGAAGGCCUACAGAAAAGCAGCCUUGAAAUACCACCCAGACAAGAACCCUUCCCCAGAGGCGGCAGAAAAGUUCAAGGAGUUGUCGCAGGCGUACGAGGUCCUUUCAGACGACCAGAAGAGAGAAGUCUACGACUCCUAUGGUGUUGAAGGCUUGAGCGGUGGCGGUCCAGGUGGUAUGGGCGGCAUGGGCGCAGACGACAUUUUUUCGCAGUUUUUCGGUGGCGGUUUCGGAGGCAUGGGCGGAGGUGCUCCUAGAGGCCCUGCCAGAGGCAAGGACAUCAAACACACUAUCGCCUGCACGUUAGAGGAGUUGUACAAGGGCAGAUCUGCUAAGUUGGCUUUGAACAAGACCGUCUUGUGUAAGCUGUGUGAUGGCCGUGGUGGUAAAGAGGGCAAGAUCAAGCAGUGUAGCUCGUGUCAUGGUGCGGGCUCGAAGUUCGUCACCAGACAGAUGGGCCCUAUGAUCCAGAGAUUCCAAACCACAUGUGACGUUUGUCAGGGUAGUGGUGACAUCUGCGAUGCCAAGGACAGAUGUACCGCUUGUAAGGGUAAGAAGGUUCUGGCUGAGCGCAAGAUCUUGCAAGUUCACAUCGACCCAGGUAUGAAAGACGGUCAAAGAAUCGUCUUCUCUGGUGAGGGUGACCAGGAGCCAGGUGUUACUCCUGGAGACGUUGUGUUCGUUGUCGACGAGAAGCCACACAAGUCAUUCACCAGAAAGGGCAACGACUUGUACUACGAGUCUGAAAUCGACUUGUUAACUGCAUUGGCCGGUGGAGAGGUCUCAUUCAAGCAUAUUUCUGGUGAUUACAUCAAGUUCAAUGUCCUCCCUGGUGAGGUCAUCUCCCCAGGUGCCUUGCGUGUUAUCGAGAAGCAAGGUAUGCCAGUCUACAGAAGCAGUGACAAGGGCCACUUGUUCAUCAAAUUCUCUGUUAAGUUCCCAGGAAGCAAGUUUGCUUCCGAGGAAAAGUUGAAGCAAUUGGAGUCGAUUUUGCCACCAAGAACCAAAUACACCAUUCCAGCUGGUGCUGGUGUUGAUGAGUGCGACUUGACUGAGGUCGACCCAAGAUUGCACCAGUCUGGAGGCAGACGCGAUGCCUACGACUCUGACGAAGAAGAGGGAGCACAAGGUCCAGGUGUGCAGUGCGCAUCUCAGUAA
Messenger RNA from Metschnikowia bicuspidata var. bicuspidata NRRL YB-4993, 1224 nucleotides. It is a transcript of the gene YDJ1, whose product is annotated as type I HSP40 co-chaperone. The coding region runs from base 1 to 1224 and encodes 407 amino acids. Gene Ontology annotation, cellular component: nucleus; cytosol; cytoplasm. The transcript has a single exon. Gene Ontology annotation, biological process: response to heat; protein refolding. The record is from RefSeq and is a predicted model, not a curated record. Gene Ontology annotation, molecular function: Hsp70 protein binding; ATP binding. NCBI's taxonomy places the organism in Eukaryota, Fungi, Ascomycota, Pichiomycetes, Serinales, Metschnikowiaceae.